Phyllotreta striolata is the source of this 876-nucleotide messenger RNA. Lineage: Eukaryota; Metazoa; Arthropoda; Insecta; Coleoptera; Chrysomelidae. The record is from the annotation of a GenBank genome assembly.
AUGGAGAAAUUAACGCAAUUCGUGUCCAAGUCUUUCGAAAAUAACAACAAUCCCACGCUCGCGGAUCACAUGAGCUUCGAGGCGAAACCGCCGCCGGCGAGUCCUCGCAUCAAAACCGAAAAGGAUUUCGCCAGCGACGAUGUGAAAAAACCGAAAAACUGGCUCAUUUCGGACAUCGAGAAAAACGAGAGCCCCAGCAUCGGCAUAGAUCUGCGUUUGAACCCGUCGAGGAGCUUCGUCGGCGACAAGUGCACCGAGAAUUCGCUGCCCGAUCCUGAACCAGGAGUUAAGAAGAACUGUGAAGUUGAGAAGACUACAAAGUGGUGCAAAAGUACCGUGAAACCCGUCGAUAGCGACAAGAAAGAAUCUAAUUCGUGCUCGGAUAAGUUUUGUGACAAAGUUGGCGAAAAGAGUGACUGUAACGAAGAUAAUAACGUUCCUGAAGAAAACGAACAUAAAAUUUGAGUUAUGUUGAAUAACCACAGCCCACCUUCGAGUACACCUCUUGAACCGUGCAGAGUUGUACCAUACAUGAACGUACCGGCGUUGCGGAGCAUCUCACUUACAUCCAGUUCUGUAGCUCUAACGAACUACGAUAGACUUUCGACGGCGCCCUUCUCGCAACAGGGCACUGCGUUUUCGGCCAUAAAUUCGGCGUUUAUAUCAGCAGCUCACCAGUACGCAGCUGCAGCUGUGGCUGUAGGAGGAGGUUCGGCAGCCGCGGCAGCUGCGAGCAUCCUGUGCCAUCCUCAGUAUCCUCUGGAGUUCGCUGCUUUGGCGGUGGCCCAUAAAAAUUCCAGCAUAGCGGAUUUAAGACUCAAAGCGAAAAAGCACACGGAGGCUUUGGGCUUAUCGACCAGGGAUAAACCGCUUUAA